Messenger RNA from Brassica rapa (field mustard), 3546 nucleotides. Its product is annotated as cytochrome P450 84A1. Gene Ontology annotation, molecular function: iron ion binding; monooxygenase activity; oxidoreductase activity, acting on paired donors, with incorporation or reduction of molecular oxygen. The record is from RefSeq and is a predicted model, not a curated record. Lineage: Eukaryota; Viridiplantae; Streptophyta; Magnoliopsida; Brassicales; Brassicaceae.
GAGACAAAAAACAAUAUUGUUUUGGUUCGAACAUUUUUGAAUCAGUUUCGGUUUGGUUUUCCAGGACGAGUAUGUUCAUUUUGCCGCAAAUGAAUUUGCCAAAAAAAAUAUGUUUUAUUUUCAUUAAAAUUUUACCCAAAAGAAAAAGAACAAAAAGAGAUUAAUUCAGGCGCAAACAAAUAGAGAAAUGCAUGAAAAAACCUUGAUAAACAAGUAAAUGACUUCUUUUUUUGUAACAUCAAGUAAAUGACUAUAUUUCCAUCAGCUGAUUAGCUUGCUUAAGCCUUUCCGGCCUCUUAUUUACUUAAGUUUUUUGGUGCAGAUGUUAAGAGUCAAUCAGUUGUUUACAAUCUCAGGUUCGCUCAAGUUACGUAUGUACAUCUUUGUUCGAGAUCUAUUCAAGAAACAAGAAAAAUGUGGAGUAUAUUUUGUUGUUGUCAAUUUCUCAUAAUAUGCUUUCUUUUGCGAAAUGUCAUUUUCUGUCACAAAUUUCGGUAAACGUGUAGAUAUUAUCUUCAUAAUCAAAGUUGGUAUCACGAGAGAGAAAUGUAAACAACUUUUUGGAGGAAAUGAGUCAUGCUCUUUGUUUAGGAUCAUUUUGUUAACAAUUAUAACCUUUUUAUUACAAAAAAAAUUAGCUCUUUUAAAUCUUUAUGUUAACCUCUACUUGUAUUUAGCUCUAAAAAAACUCUUCUUGUAUUCGUAGAGAUUUAUAUAAAGAAAAAUCUAAAGAUUACUGUCUCUUAAUUUUCGAGCAAAUUCAAAGGCUUAAAUCCUAUGUUUGUUUAAUGUGAUAUAGUACCAACUAAUUCUUUUACAAUCAGGGGCGGAUCCAGGAUUACAUGUAGAUGGGGGGCACAUGAAAAUUAUACAUUAUAUUGUUUUAAUUGGGGGAAUUCCUUAUGUUUUAUACUAAUAAUAACUAUAGAAAAUUAAAAGACCCUAUACCCGGCCUUGGCUUUGCGUCCACCACUGUUUACAACAUAGUAGAAGAGAAGAGAAUGUAGUUAAUCAAUAUUAUAUAAAGGAGAUAACUAGAUCUCUUGGUGGUUGAAAGCCAACAACAAAUCAUCAUCAUACGUACAUAAAAGGGGCCUAAAUCAUGCCAAGGAAGUUGGUCACUCUGCCAUGAUAUAAUAUAUAAUACUACUAAAAAUUAAUUAUUUCAUUUAUAGAGCUUGUGGAAUCCAUAUGUAUGCACCCUCUUUACACUAGUCUUCUCUGUGCUUAGUUAUGCCAUCAAUUUUUGAAUGACGAAUUGGAUUAUAGAAGCAAAAUAUGAUGAGAUAGCGCUGUACUUUCUUAAGUAACAUGUAUUUUCAAUUUGGUACAUCCUUUCAAAACGUUAUUAAGUACGUAAAUCGGUAAAUGCACAAGUAGAUAACCUUUUCACUUGUAAGAUCACCUUUAGAUAUGGGAAAUGGUAGUUAUAUCAAUGAUUAUUGGCAUGUCACAUGAAUAAUAAAAUAACAGUAUAUCAUAAUUAAAAUUUAAACGCUAAAACUUAAUAGUAAUAUGCCGAAUAAUAACAAAAUGUUUCACAUAUGACCACAAAACAAUGUCUAUACAUAAUUUAGUGCCGUAUUAUUUUUGUAUAUAUGAUCUACCACAAAAAAAGUUGUUCAUAUUGCAAAAGUCAACUCAUUCUUUUAUAUGAAAAGUCCACUCUUUGAAAGUUUUAUAUUGUUAAGAUGAUAAAAAUUUACUCAUAAAUGGGGCCAAGUUAUGGUUAUAAAAGCUAGCGUUGGCCUUAAUAAUCACAUCAUCUCAAAUUAGUUGACAAACUAACAAUGGAGUCUCUGUUAUCACAAACACUAAACCAAGUAAUAGAUCCCACACCGUCAGUUCUUCUUAUCACCAUCUCUCUUCUAGUUGUAGUCUACCUCAUCUCACAAUGGUUUAAACCGCUCUUCCCUCCCGGUCCCAAAGGCCUACCCGUAAUUGGAAAUAUGCUAAUGAUGGACCAACUCACACACCAUGGUCUAGCCAAGCUAGCCCAUAAAUACGGUGGUUUGUUCCAUUUACGAAUGGGAUUUCGUCACGUGUUUGCCAUCACAUCACCUGACGUCGCCCGACAAGUCCUCCAAGUCCAAGACGUCAGCUUCUCGAACCGGCCCGUGACUGUAGCCAUAAACUACUUAACCUACGAUCUAGCCGACAUGGCCUUCGCUCCUUACGGACCCUUUUGGAGACAAAUGAGGAAAGUGUGCGUCAUGAAGGUGUUCAGCCGGAAACGGACCGAGUCAUGGGCCUCCGUCCGUGAAGAAGUAAACAAUAUGGUCCGGUCUUUGUCUAGCAACGUCGGUAAGCCCGUAAACGUUGGAGAGCUCAUUUUCACAUUGACACGGAACAUAACGUACCGAGCGGCGUUUGGUGCGGCCUGCGAGACAGAACAAGACGAGUUCAUAAGGAUCUUGCAAGAGUUCUCAAAGCUAUUUGGAGCAUUCAACAUCGCGGAUUAUAUACCUUUCCUAGGGUGGUUUGAUCUUCAAGGGAUAAACAAGAGGCUUGUUAAGGCUCGUAACGAUCUUGACGGGUUCAUCGAUGAAGUUAUCGAUGAGCAUAUGAAGAAGACGGAGACUGUAAACGUUGAUGAAGAUACAGAUAUGGUGGAUGUUCUACUUGCGUUUUAUAGCGAGGAUUCAUCAACUAAUCGUAAUAAGAACACCGUAAAACUCACACGUGAUAAUAUCAAAGCCCUCGUCAUGGAUGUUAUGUUUGGAGGAACGGAGACAAUGGCGUCAGGGAUCGAAUGGGCUUUGACAGAGCUUCUACGUAACCCAGCUGAACUCAAACGGCUCCAACAAGAACUCACCGAGGUCGUGGGUCUUGACCGGCGCGUGGAUGAUACUCACCUCGAGCAACUAACGUUCCUAAAAUGCACACUCAAAGAAACCAUGAGACUCCACCCACCGAUCCCACUCAUCCUCCACGAGGCUAUUGAGGACACAAAGCUCCAAGGCUUCUCUGUUCCCAAAGGCUCACGCUUGAUGAUCAACGCCUUCGCUAUCGCACGUGACCCCAAGUUGUGGGUUGACCCGGAAGCGUUUCGACCUUCUAGGUUUAUGGAACCGGGUAUGCCUGAUUUCAUGGGGACUAACUUUGAGUUUAUACCCUUCGGGGCAGGUCGGAGAUCGUGUCCGGGAAUGCAACUUGGGCUUUAUGCGAUGGAGGUGGCUGUGGCUAACAUCAUUCACUGUUUCACGUGGAAGUUGCCUGACGGGAUGAAACCUAGUGAGCUCGACAUGAGCGACGUCAUGGGUCUUACCGCUCCCAGAGCCACGCGAUUGAUCGCAGUGCCUGACACGCGCCUCAUCGGUCCGGUGUAUCCUUGACCAUGGAGAGAGUUUCACUGUUCUAUUCAGGAUUAAUGGUUCAAAAGUUUUGUCUUCUCUCUUAAGAUCUUGCUAUCUUUUCAAAAAAAAAAUUAAAUUAUGUUUUUCCACAUUGGGUAUGCUUUGUUUUUCGUUCACAGGGGCUUUUUCUUCCUCAAAAUGUAACUGUAAAUAAAUAAUAAAUAAAAUAAAUUUGACAAUGGAAGGAUUA